Molecule: messenger RNA, 2494 nt
Organism: Asterias rubens (European starfish)
Lineage: Eukaryota; Metazoa; Echinodermata; Asteroidea; Forcipulatida; Asteriidae
Product: integral membrane protein DGCR2/IDD-like
Exons: 8
Coding region: 139-1524 (461 amino acids)
Cellular component (GO): membrane
Molecular function (GO): protein binding
Source: RefSeq, a predicted model, not a curated record
UGUUUGAUCAUCGUAUUUUGCUCACGUUCUUGCAGCUCGGAAGUGAACUUUUCUCACAAGAAUUGUACACAAUUUGUGUACAUUCAAUCAUGUAAAUGGUAUUAUUUGUAUAAUUGAAAUAAGUGGGAGACUCACAUCAUGGACAGUUUGGUACACCGGUUCCUCGUAUGCUUCUUUUUACAAGUUGUUCUGCUUCUAAGAAUAAAUGCCGUGCCAGGGCGAUCAAACAACUCAACGCCCAUCCAUCAUGAGCCAAACAGUUGGGAUGUGCCCCACUCAAGUGCAGUUUGUAAAGAAGGCUGGCACAUGUACCAGCCCACUUUCUCUUGCUUUAAAAGUUUUGGGUCAGUCUUCGUACAGCAGAGUGCGUUAGACUUCUGCACAACGGCAGAAAGCCAUCUGGCUACCGUCACAGAGCCUGAGCUGGACUACCUCGCUGCCUUGUCGUGGGUGGGUCAGGAAUCGUCUCAGACAUGGUGGAUGGGGUAUGAGAUGCGUCAGGUCGGGGACAACUCCACAGAGUGGCAGUUGGUGGACGUGGCCGAUAAAGGUGGUGACUUGGGCUGGAUCGGCCUGGAAACGCCGACUGUUGAAACAGACGAGAUAAAACUGUGUGUUUUACUAGCCCUUGAAGCAGACACCAAACAGUCAGCUUGGCAUUUACAGUCAUGCACAGAGAAGUCAACUUUCUUGUGCAAACAAGAUGCCCACAAAGUAUGUUUAGAUCGUUCAGGCAAUGAGAUUUGGGAGGGAGAAAAAUACAUCCCUCCAGGAUCUGAUGCCUGCACAUCCUGCCGCUGUGUUGCCGGCAAACCAGAGAUGUGUCUAACCUCUAUGUGUGCACAGCCCCCAUGUGAGAACUAUCAGCCAGAUCCAGAUAAGUGUUGUCAUUAUAUCUGCAUAGAUGGUGGAGAUGCGGAUGAUAAACCCAAGUCGGAUAUGUCCGACACCAUGCGUUGGGUAUUGACCAUGCUGACAUCCUUCAUACUCUUAGGAAUGAUGCUCUUCAUGGUGUAUCGAAUGCGCCAAAAGAGAAUUGCUUAUCUCCGAUACAGAGCCCAGCAAAUGCGAGAGGGUAGUAUGAUGGACUUUGAGCCAGGGAGUGGUCCACCACCCAUACCCAACAUGGACGACUUUGACGGUGCUGUCUUCAGAGAGCCACCACCACCAUAUUCAUUUUUAAAAGAUGAGCGUCACAUUCCAGUAGAACAACCUCCGCCUUACAUUUCCACGGUGGGUCUCCAAAUGGACAUCAACAGAAAUCGUGACAGGAGGAGCAGUUUCCUUCAAAACAGCGACGCCAUGGUUCUACUGGAGGGCUCCGUCGGCUCCGAACCAAACACACCCACACUCGUUACAGGUGUUCCAGUAAUUCUACCUAGCCCCCCUGCCUACACCAGCAGUACUGAAAACAGCAAUGUGUCGUCCCCACAGACAGAGCAAAGCACUCCAGGGGGAGAAAGUUCAGCUGUCACAACGCCCUCUCAUCAAAUGAUACUACCAUCCAUCAACACUACCGUGUGAAACAGACUUCUUGUAUUAACGUUAGCGCAAAUGUUAAUAUGAAAAGCUGAGUCGCGAAGGUUUUUUCUUUGCAAAAAUGUUUACUUUUUUGCGUCCUUCACACUAACUUAUGACAUUCUUGUUGCUUUUGUGGUCAAGUCAUAAACCAGAUGGCAGGAUGCAUACAAAGUCAAUAGGAUAGAAAUAUCAAUAAUUUAAAAUUUUUAUUUGUUAGAUAUUGAAGUAGAUUGACUUUAUUUUUGGUAUUGAUGUAAAGUUUCUGUCAGUAGAGCUGUCAGUAGCUAUAAUAAGGACACUGACGCUUAUAAUUCUUGCAUUAUUUUGCUGGUCUGAGACCACUGAGGACUGGUUUUCUACUCUAUGUAUGAUCUGGGACCACUGUGCUCUAUUAACUUUUAUUACAAAUACAGGUACACCAAGAUGUGCACCACACUUUAUAGCACAGGGAUAUUGGCUUCCCAUUACCCUAAAGCUGCUUUAAACAAAAAAGGCCAGAAUAAUACAUCCUUUUUAUUUUAACCAACUCACACCUGUUAUUUCCAUGUUAUUACAGUUCCAAACAGUGGACAAUACUUUAUAAUUCGAUCAACACGUUUUGUGAUUAAAAUACUUGAUUAUAAUACCUGAAUGUGGUAUACCUGAUGAAGGUGGUAUACCUGAUGAAGGUGAUAUAUCUGAUUUAUACCAGAUUAUUGUGGUAUAAUAGUGGUAUACCUGAUUACAAUACCUUAAUAUAAUACCUGAUUGUGGUGGUAUGCCUCAUUAUGGAUGUUAGUGCUAUACCUAAUUAUUAUUGGGAGGUUUCGCACGCGAAUGGAUACGCAUACGCAAACAUUUAGCUAUCCGUAACCUACCUACAUGUAGCAAGCAGGUUAUCAGUGUCGUCUGCACGUAUAGCGGAUAGCGAGUAGCGUAUGACGUCAUACGUAUCCGUCGCACUAACCGUAUCCGUUCGCAUGCUAAACCUCCC